Saccostrea cuccullata (small rock oyster) is the source of this 906-nucleotide messenger RNA. RefSeq names its product myophilin-like. Gene Ontology annotation, molecular function: actin filament binding. The record is from RefSeq and is a predicted model, not a curated record. NCBI's taxonomy places the organism in Eukaryota, Metazoa, Mollusca, Bivalvia, Ostreida, Ostreidae. The transcript has 4 exons. Bases 151 to 669 code for a protein of 172 amino acids. Gene Ontology annotation, cellular component: actin cytoskeleton. Gene Ontology annotation, biological process: actin filament organization.
AAAGUUAUUAGGUGUUUAGGAUUGCUAGGGUUCAUCUUUUCCAAGAUUCUUUUCCCCCUCGAUGUAAUUUAGAACCGUCCUCGUCAAUAACUUCUCCAAGAAAUAUUAGUUCUUCAGACGUAAUUUGUUACUUUGAGGAUAUCCGACAAAAUGCCUGCAAAGAGAGACAAGGAGCUAGAGGCUCAGGCCCUGGACUGGGUGGAAGCCAAUUUAGGGGAACCAGUAGACAGGAAAACCCCGUAUGAAGAUGUUCUAAGGGACGGAAUCAUCUUGUGCAAGUUGAUGAACAAACUUAUGCCUGGAUGCAUAAAGAAGAUCGAUACGAAAGGGGGUGGUUUCGCUCUCAUGCAGAACAUUGAGCGUUUCCAGGAGGCAGCCAAAAAAUACGGUGUCCCCGUCAAUGAGGUUUUCCAAACCGUGGACCUGUGGGAGAGGAAAAACAUCCCCCAGGUUACCCUCUGUAUCCACGCCCUGGGACGGGUGGCGCAGACACGAUCGGAUUAUACGGGUCCAGUGUUAGGUCCAAAGAUGGCAGAAAAACAAACUCGGGAGUUCUCGGAAGACCAACUCAGGGAAGGGAGAAACGUCAUUUCCUUACAAUACGGAAGUAACAAGGGCGCAAGUCAGGCGGGGCUUAACAUGGGCAAACAGAGAAUGAUCAAUGAUUGAUGCGCAUGCCCAAAAUUUUAAAGUGACUAAAAUUAUGAAAAAUGACAUUAUUUUUUUUUAUUUCUUAAUUUUUUUCAUUAGUUAAGUUAUUUAUUCUUUACAUAUCAGAUUUUUUUUCAAAUUUAUGUGUAGACAAUUUAUAAUCUGCAUUCUGUCGCGUGUAUUCAUAGAGAAUAUGUAACUAUAUGUGGAAAUUUAUUAUAUUUUGAAGUGUAUUAAACACUAUCAAACAAAGUC